ACAGACUCACAGGCUGAUGCUUAAUCCGUUUCAUCAAUGUGUAUGGUCAUAUUUGCUCCGCUUUUUGCUGUUUUAGCAUUUGCAACAUGUGGGGGGUAUUCUGGCCAGAUAAUGGUUAAAGUAGAAUGUUUGGACAAAACCCAAAGCAACAUCAGCAUCAGUUUCAACUACCCAUUCCGACUCCAACAGGUACACUUCAGUGCUCCUCUAUGUGAAGGAACCAGGAAAGAGACUCUCUUUCUCGAGGGGGAUAAUGCUUCAUCUGCACAGUUCUUCGUCACUGUGUCGGUCCUGGCUUUUCUCUAUUCCCUUUUGGCCACAAUUGUUUACUUCUUCUACCAGAACAAAUACAGAGAGAAGAACAGAGGUCCAGUAGUUGAUUUCUUGGUGACUUUAGCGUUCUCUAGCCUGUGGCUGGUAAGCUCAAUUGCCUGGGCUAAAACUCUGUUUGGGGUGAAGACAGCCACUGAUGUGCAUCAAAUCCUGCUGUUAAUAUCUGCUUGCAGAGCCCAGGAGAACUUAUGUGAGGUCUUGCAGGAGCCCAUCUGGACGAAUCUCAACAUGUCUGUGGCCUUUGGUUUUUUGAACUUCUUCCUUUGGGCUGGUAAUAUUUGGUUUGCCUACAAAGAGACAGGUUUGCAUAAGUCUAUUCAGCGCUAUCCCUCCAGAACUCCCUCUGAGAAACGCGACAGCUUCAGGCAGUACAGUCAAACCAGUUUUGAUCAAUCUGGAGCUGGUUUUGGCCAGAGGCUCUACAAUCAAGGGAGUUUUGACUUAUCAAGCGGAGGCUUCAGCCUACCCCAAACCAAUCUAGGACAGCCGAUGCUUUACCGACAGGUGGGGAGUCCCACAUCCAGAGGCCCUCUCAUAUUUGUUAAUGAGAUGUGAGAGAGAGUGUGAGUGUGGAGCACAGAAAGAAAAGAGAAGAGAAACACUGUUGUUUUCUCAGUCAUCAUAACACAGAUAAUUUGCCUUUGUGAAUGUGAUAUUUCUAUCAUGUGAU
This is a messenger RNA of Sinocyclocheilus rhinocerous, 1003 nucleotides long. Its product is annotated as synaptoporin-like. Lineage: Eukaryota; Metazoa; Chordata; Actinopteri; Cypriniformes; Cyprinidae. Bases 37 to 888 code for a protein of 283 amino acids. Gene Ontology annotation, cellular component: synaptic vesicle membrane; synaptic vesicle. The record is from RefSeq and is a predicted model, not a curated record. The transcript is spliced from 5 exons.